AUGUUCUUUUUCUCCCUUCUGGCCCUAUUGGGUCCUACACUUUGCCAGGCCGCCUGCCCCUACGCGCAUUUGGCAGAUACCAGAGACCUCGACACAAGCAUCAAGCCUCGCUCUGAUGUCGUGCUCCCUCGCGCUGUGCCGGGAAAGAAAGGCAUCAUGUUGCUGAACCGCAUCAAUCCCUCCUCAUCACAACUGUACAUUGCCAAUGCGGACGGCACAAAUGAGCGCUCUUUGCUGGGCGACAACUCCAACUAUGAAUACCAUGCUUCCUUCCACCCAGACGGUAAACACGUCGUCUUCACCUCCGAACGAAACGGCGAUGGCAACUCCGACAUCUACAUGGCCAACGUCGACGGCACCGGUCUGAAACCAAUUGCAACCACACCCUCGGUCGAAGAUGCAGCAGUCAUCUCCCCCAAUGGCAAAUACGCCGCCUACGCAUCCACGGCCGGCGUCUACACCUCUAACAUCUGGCUCACGAACCUCGAGACCGGCGUUACCCGCAACCUCACCAACCAGACCGGUGUAACAGGCAAGCCUGAAUCGCCAAACGGAUUCUUUGCACCUGCCUGGUCUCCUGAUGGAGAAUGGAUCGUAUUCUCCUCUGAUCGGAACACCGCGUGGACCGGUCACGACAAUGGCACUGGCUGGGAGCAUACUCAAGAACUGGCUAUCUAUGCCAUCACCCCCGAGGGAACUGGUUUCCGUGAGGUGUACAGCAAGCCGGAUUACACCUACGGAUCGCCCAGGUUCUCUCCCGAUGGCAAGCGAGUUGUGUUCUACGAGAUGACUGUGCAAGCAACUUGGGAUGCGCGGUCGUCAUACUCCGUCAACUCCACAACCAACCAGAUCGUUUCUGUGGACUUCAAAACGGGAACCGAUUUUGUGCAACACACCAAUACCUCCGGCGUCAAGAUCUACCCGCAGUAUGUCUCGAAAACUGACAUUGGAUACUUGCUCAAGGGCGGAGACAACGGCGGUAUUCACUAUACCUCCAGCUCGAAGAAGAUUCUCGGCGGUAUGCGCUCGCCUGCGUGGUCUGCCGACGGCAAAUAUGUGGUCUAUGAGAGGACCGGCUGGGAUAUCCGGCCUUUGCAAAAGGAGCUGUGGUCCUGGGACUCGGAAUGGGAUUACCGCUUCAUGGAUGUCUUCCCCGAUCUCUCUCUUGACGGACAAUUGACCUUCACCUCCAAGCAGACGGGUAACCCCGGCAACUCUUCUGUGGUCGUGAUGCCUCCCGGCGACACCGACUUCACCGUGGCAUUCGAUACCUACGAAACCGAUGCGCUCGACGAAGCCACCGUUGCCAAGGGCGGCGGUGGAUCCUUCCAGCCCUCGUGGUCAUCCGAUAGUAAAUGGAUUACCUUCAGUCUGGGCUCGUGGUUCCAGAGCCGUGGCGAGAAGCCCGGCUGGAUCUUCCGGACCAAGCCAGAUGGAUCGAGCUACGAGCAGCUCACCUUCGGCAACUCCUCCAACAAGGGUUUCCCCAGCUUCUCGCCCGACAACAAGAAGAUCGUGUACCGUGAAUACCUGCCUGAAUUUGGCCUGCGUCUGCUGGACCUGGAGUCCAACGAGACUGCCACCCUGACGACCGAGCGUGAUAACCUACCAUUCUUCUCGCCGUCUGGCGAAUGGGUGUUGUUCACGCGCAACAUGACCGACCUGUCAAGGAACGAGUUCUCGAACUACGAGGUGUGCAUUAUUCGUCCUGAUGGAACAGAUUUGACUGUGCUCACCACGUCGUUUGCCAACGAUGCCCACGCUGUCUGGACUGCUGAUGGCCGUAUCAUGUGGUCGACUGGAAUGUGGGGAUUCCAGGCUGAGGCUGCGACUUAUGACGAUACCUUCCAGCCCUAUGGCCAGGUUAUGGUUAUGAAUGUGGAUGGCUCGAACAAGACUGUUCUCACUGAUAGUUUGUGGGAGGAUUCGAUGCCGCGUUAUGUGCCAAAUGAGUUCUUGGGGCAAUGA
Messenger RNA from Penicillium concentricum, 1968 nucleotides. RefSeq lists its product as uncharacterized. Bases 1 to 1968 code for a protein of 655 amino acids. The record is from RefSeq and is a predicted model, not a curated record. The transcript has a single exon. Lineage: Eukaryota; Fungi; Ascomycota; Eurotiomycetes; Eurotiales; Aspergillaceae.